Parnassius apollo (apollo) is the source of this 339-nucleotide messenger RNA. The record is from the annotation of a GenBank genome assembly. Lineage: Eukaryota; Metazoa; Arthropoda; Insecta; Lepidoptera; Papilionidae.
AUGCGGCAAGAUAAUGCUAAACUUCGAGCUUCAAAAUCAAAAGAAGAUAGAGCUGUUCGCUUAGAGCACAUGCGGCAACAUAAUGCUAAACUUCGAGCUUCAAAAUCAAAAGAAGAUAGAGCUGUUCGCCUAGAGCACAUGCGACAACAUAAUGCUAAACUUCGAGCUUCGCAAUUAAAAGAAGAUAGAGCUGUUCGCUUAGAGCAAAUGCGGCAACAUAAUGCUAAACUUCGAGCUUCACAAUCAAAAGAAGAUAGAGCUGUUCGCUUAGAACACAUGCGGCAACAUAAUGCUAAACUUCGAGCUUCACAAUCAAAAGAAGAUAAGCUGUUCGCUUAG